AUGGCAGAUAUCAAUUUGGACGGUCAAUGGUUUGUCGAUGGUGGAACACUUCUGGGAUCUAUCCGACAUCACGAUUUGAUACCUUGGGAUGACGAUGCUGACAUUAGAUUGGAUGACAAAUAUUGUCCAGUGAAUCAAGCUGCCCUGAAGAAACUCGCUCCCAAAUUCCUCACUUACAAAUGGGGUGGGCAUGAUAAACUCUACUUUGCUCCAUUUAAUGCCUCAACAAAUGUCACUCCCAAAUCAAUUGGUAGUCAAGCCAUUGCUUAUCGUCCAUUGGGCAAAACAGUGGUUUCCGGUACUGUGACGACAAAUUCGUUUCCUCGAAUCCUACACUUUGGAACAGGUGUUGCCACAAGCACAUCUUCUAGUUUUUAA
Messenger RNA from Rodentolepis nana, 378 nucleotides. The record is from the annotation of a GenBank genome assembly. Lineage: Eukaryota; Metazoa; Platyhelminthes; Cestoda; Cyclophyllidea; Hymenolepididae.